AUGCCUCCUUCCAGGCCACCAGACUCGGCAGCGACCACAAGCAAAAGCAGCUCCGUCGACUCCAGGUCCUUUCAGAGCUCCUACAUCGGCGGCGAUGGCCUCUCGCCCACCAGCACAACAUCCACCGAUCCCACCACCAAGGCAAGCCUCGCUGGCUCCUCCGGCUCUUCCGCCAAUGCCGCCGCGCUGCCUCACAAGCUACCGGACCUCGAACACUUUCGUCAGAGCAGCCAAUUGAUGCCAGAGUACUUCCCGCGCACCUCUGAGUUCUUCAGUCACGGCCGUCGCCGCAGCAGCGUUGCCAUCAAUCCCAACACGCCUGCCACCACCGGCACCUCUCCUUCGGGAGCAGCUCCGGCAAUCCCCGAAGCCUCCUUACGUCCUCGCAGCAGUGCGAGUCCCGCCAAGAAGCCCGACUCCUUCAAUCUUCCACUCAACUUUGAAGAAUCAGAGGCGCUCCUAGGCGAGCAGCUUCCCGUUCGUCUUGGAUUGGCACCUCCGUCUCAUUCGCACGGCUUCAAGGCGUCCGACAUCACCUAUAAAGCGCGUGUUGGUCAUGGCUACUACUUCUAUCUUCCACCGCCGCUUAAGGCUGCUCCAUCUGCAAACCCUGCUCCCGACACGCUGCGACGCAGAAACACCGACACUGGCGACCAUGUCGGGUGGCCGCUCCAGCAAAAGGUACCCUCGCCUUCCUCAACGCAGGUUUCGCCAAUCGCCUUGGGUUCCUCGGCCCAGCGUGCGCGUGCCAGCACCUCCACGGACGCCUCUCCAGCCCCUACGCUCGUAGGUCACUCGAAUAGCUACAAACGAUCAUCGUCGCUACCGCGAGGCCGUCUGCCUCCACCUUCAGCUGAUUGUUGGGAUCCCGAAGCCUACUUCACCCGAAAGCAGACUCGAGUCAAGGGCAAGAUGCACGAAUACGUCUACCACUCGUUCCCCUCGUCCGUCGCUCCCUACUGGCACGGCUACAACAACGAGGCCAUGGAAGCCGAGUUGUCGCUUCACCUCAGCAUCGUCGCCAUCUUUCGCGGACACACGUUGAGGGAGUUUCCUGAAGGCUCGCGCCCCUCGCGCGUGCUCGAUCUCGGCUGCGGGAGGGGGCAAUGGUGUCUCGACGUAGCGCGUGAAUGGAAGACAACCGAGUUUGUUGGCCUGGAUCUCGUACCAAUCCAGCCACCGCUCCACAAGCUGGGCGAUCCCGAUCUCGAGCAUCGCGUCAGUUGGGUCGUUGCCAACUUCCUCGAGCCGCUUCCUUUCCCCGACGCCAGCUUCGACUAUGUGCACAUUCGCUUCCUCUUGCAAGGCGUGCCCGAGGACAAGUGGGUCGACAUAUUUUCCGAAGCUCGACGCGUCCUGGCUCCCGGAGGGGUGCUCGAGAUCUUAGAAAGCAACUACAUCUUCUUUGGCCAGCCGAGCUUGGUGGAUACCGGCGAGCUCGACGAUCUCGAAAAAGGACGCGCGGCGCUCAAGAUCAGUGGGGGUGCCCGAAUGCCCCGACGACUCAAGGUGCUAGGCGAUGCCUCGGACUCGAACGACGUCGAUGCGAUCGAGGUCGUCUUUGAGCGUAUGAUGCAUCGACGCUUCAUCAAUCCCGCAUCGCUCUCCAUCAUGGCCUCGGCGUUGCUGCUGCCCGGCUUUGCCACCGUCGCCAAUGGCAACCCGCGACACAUUCCGGUCUUUGCCGAGUCCAAAGCGCAACGGGCCCGAGCACGAGGCGAAACCACCACCUCGUCUUCCAACGCUACUUCGAGCGACGAUGAAUACAGGCGAUCGAACAAGUUCGCCAGUCGCGGUCAGAUCGGCCCGCCGCUCAAGUCGCAGUUUGCCGUGACGGAUGCGGAACUCAUUUGCGCCCUCGCCAUCAUGGAGCGCCUGGACCACUUUUCCUCCAGUCGCGAACUUGUCUGGGCCGAGGCCGAAGCCGAGAAACGCAGUUUGCAAGGAACACCCCAAGUUGAGGUGCCCAAGAUGGAUGCCACUCGAAGGUUCGGGCAGGGCAACCCGAUGGCGUUGAAGCCGUUCGCGCAUCCUUGGAAGUCGAAGCAGGACUUCUUCAAGGCGAUGGACACGUGGAUCGAGACGACCAGGGUGUCGGCGGAUACGGAAAGUUUGCUGCUCAAGUAUCUCGACUGGGAGCAGACGCACGAGGAUCUCACCGUGGAAGGCAGGAAGCACGCCGAACGCAGGCGCAAGAUGAGCUCGUCGUCGGUGACCAUGCCUUCGCUCGGGCUGGAUCGCUUGAACGUGGACAAUCCGCUGUACGAGGAGCAUGGCGGUGCAAGUGCCGACGGUGGGUUCCCACAAAAGCCACUGGCUAGCUGGCAAGAGGAGACGCCCGGAGAUGUUGGCAUGGAAUAUGCCGGGCGUUCGGCAUAUCCCAUCCCUUCGACUCGCGCGCAGGAAGCGCCCGCCCGACUCCAGAGCACGCGCUCAUCCGCCUCCGACACUCGGCCCGACGUCGCGCACAGUGCUGAACCCAACAAGCCGGUGGAGAAGAAGAAGCGAAAGUCGAUGCGACCGAGCAGCAGCGGGAGUGUCGGACUGUCGACUCCGAGCUUUGGUGGCUCGUUCGGGCGUGCACGCACCUUCGGACGUGGCGGCGCAGGCAACCUCGUAGCUGCACAACACGUACCUCUGCCGGAUGCGCCUUCGUUCAUGCCCGGGAACGCGUUCGUGCCUCCCGGCUCGGACGCGCACGGCUUGUUCCGCGGUGCCAAUACCAAGGCGAGCAUCCUUGCGUCGACUCGAGGUGGGAGGGGGGGUCCCGGUGGUCGACUGGCGUCGAGCACCAAGUCGAUCACGAGCGACCAAGCUAGCAUUCCGAGCCGGGACGAUCCGCGCCAAGCGGCGACAGGGAUGGUCUCUUCGCCUGCGCCCUUGAGCCCUGCAUCGGGCAUGUCGGCUGCCGCAGCGUAUGCAGCGACGCAGCGCGUGUCGCACGGUAUCGACGACGAGCAUCGCUUCCAGCCCGUGCCGGGGAUUCCGGAGGAGGAGGUCAGGAGGGAGUCGCGCCCUGUUAGUCCGACCACCGGUGCGCUGCGCUCGCCAGUAGCCCCCGCGCGUGCGUCGACGACCGGAACCAGACCCUCGCUCACCAGCGCACACCCGGGAGCGGGAGCAGGAGCCGACGCGCGCUCCGUCACCUCGCCCCCCACCGCAGGCGCCACCGUCAGGAUCGCCGAACCACUCAACAAGCCAUCCAAGGACCGCUCCGCCAAGAUCAAACCCAAGGCCGUCGCCAUCAUCGGCUUUCUCGACGCUAGCGGCUUUCUCGCCACCGCCUAG
Messenger RNA from Kalmanozyma brasiliensis GHG001, 3288 nucleotides. RefSeq lists its product as uncharacterized. Lineage: Eukaryota; Fungi; Basidiomycota; Ustilaginomycetes; Ustilaginales. The transcript has a single exon. Gene Ontology annotation, molecular function: methyltransferase activity. The record is from RefSeq and is a predicted model, not a curated record. Bases 1 to 3288 code for a protein of 1095 amino acids.